AUGCCGCAGCCUGGGGGGGGCUCCAGGCUGCUGUCGCGGGAGGUGGUCAUGGAGGGCCCGCCUGGUGCCUUGCCCGCCUGCGCACAGAGCGCCAGCCUUGCCGGCUGGUCGCCGUCGCAGGCGUACCGGGCGCCCGGGUACGCGCCAAUGUUCUCGCAGCCGGCUGCGUUCUGGGACAUGAACAGCUGGUGGAGAAGGUCUCCGGAAGUGGGGUGCACCGACGUAGGCUGCACCGACGUGGGGCGCGGGUGUACCGACCAGCAGAACGCGUUGGUGUACGUCGGCGGCGGCAGAGGCCAGUGGGAGCAAGUGAAGGAGUGGAAGUACGUCGGGCAGGGCGGCCAGUUUGACACAGUCCCUGUGCCGAGGCCGACGCCCUGGUUCUGCGCCUGCAUCCCUUGGUGCAUCUGCCUCAGCCUCUUCUUGCCCCUGCUGGUGAUGUGGCUGUCGUACGCAAGCGAACCGGCGGUUCCUCCAAUUCCAACAUCCACAACCACAACCACAAGAACGUCAACCACAAGAACGUCCAAGACGUUGACGUUCACGGUGAGCUCUCUCACCCGGACGGUGACCACGAUGUCUACGAUGUCCACAAGUUUGACACGUACCACCAUCUCCACGAGUACGUCGACGAGCACGUCGUCGACGGUGACGACCACGAGCACAACAACCACGGUAACCCCGUGCCCGACAGUAUGGGUGAAGAUGCCACUGUGCCCUCCAGGCGUCACUUGCACGACCACUAUGUGGAACGGGCUGGAGGGCCCGCACAAGUACGGCGACAUCUUGUAUGUGGAUCCGCGGCUGAGCCCGCAGCAGCCUCAGACGGCGCCGCCGCUGAAGGCGGCGACGACGCCCCCGCCGGUGGAAGGCCGGGCCCCGAGCGCGGAUGCGCCCGAGCCGUUCAACUGCUCUGCAGGUCUUGAGAAUUGGGUGAAGGGCUGGUCCAGCGGCAAGAAGGACUGGUGCUGCGAGAAUCACGAGCUCGGCUGCGCGCAGGAGACCCCCGCACUGCCAGAGCCGCCGCAGACGACGCCACCACCAGUGCCCGAGACGCCCAGCUCCACCAGGCCCAGCAGCACCACGGUACCAACGGGCCCACAGACCUGCCGCGUGUACGGUGACCCCCACGUCAUCACGUUCGAUGGGAGGAAAGUUAGCUUCUACUCCACUGGGGAGUACUGGCUUGUCAAGAGCUUCCCCGUGGCCAUCCAGGCGCGAUACAUGGCGACGCCCGUCACCAACGGGCUCAGCGUGACCAAGGUGCUUGCCAUCGGUGGCGAUAUUUUGGGGAGGCACUUGCUGAGGUUUUCCGCGCAGUAUGCGAUGUGGGACGAGGAGGCCAUUCUGACGGAGUUCCCGUCGAAGUGGACGUCAACAUCGCCCCCAGUCAGCAUAGUGUACGACGCCGAGGGCGAGUAUCUGCAGGAGGGCCGCGAAGGCAAGCAGCUCCGAGUCGUCAAGGUGACUUUGCCGAUGGGGGUCUCUUUGCAAAUCAACCGCUGGAACGAGCCUGGCGAGGGUGACUACAUGAAUGUCAAGAUAUUCCUGAGCGGCCCUCUUCCCAAUCAGGACGGGCAGUGCGGCAAUUUCAACGGGGACCCAGCGGACGACUCUCGCGCCGCGCUGAAGGAGCGGCUCGGCUCAUCGUCGGCCUGGGUGGCCGACGAGGACUUGCUCUUUAAGGAGCGCACGCCGGUGGUGAAGACGGCGGACCCGAGCAUAGACGAUUGCCCCGCAGACAAGAUGCCUGAGGCAGAGAAGCUCUGCGGCAAGAUCUCCCGGAACGGCAUACCCGAGAAAGAGUGCAUCAUCGACGUGUGCUGCGGGGGCGAGAUGUUCGCCGCGCAGGACGCGGCCGACGAGGGCGCCGACUUCUCCACCUGA
Messenger RNA from Prorocentrum cordatum, 1887 nucleotides. The record is from the annotation of a GenBank genome assembly. Lineage: Eukaryota; Dinophyceae; Prorocentrales; Prorocentraceae.